GCUCUUGUUUGUCUUGGGAUGAUCUGUCAUCAUGUGGACGACGCUCACAAAGUUAGACCUAACCUCUGUAUGCCUGGCUCUGUUUCUGGGCAUGAUCUUUAUGGUUCUGUUUGAGAUCUUCAGGAUUAAAUCAUGCAGAGGUCAAUUUCCACCUGGUCCCAGACCUCUGCCUUUUUUAGGAACCUUACCGAGUUCCAAGAAGCCACUUCAGUUUAUAAGAUCGCUAUCACAGUAUGGAGAGAUAUCUACUGUGUAUUUUGGGAGGAAACCAAUGAUAGUCCUAAAUACAAUCCAGGUCGCUAAGGAAGCAUUGGCUCAGGAAGCUUAUUCUGGAAGACCGUCCAUGCCAAUUGUAUACUGGCUAUCUAAGGGACACGGCAUAAUAACAGCCCCCUUUGGUCUCUCUUGGAGGCAGCAGAGACGUUUUGCUCUGCACACGCUCAGAAAUUUUGGCCUGGGGAAGAAAUCAGUAGAAGAUCGCGUGUUAGAAGAAAGCCACUAUCUGAUUGCUGAAAUGCUUAAAUCAGAAGGCAAGUCUUUGAACCCACAUCAUGCCGUGCACAAUGCGGUUUCUAACAUCAUCUGUUCCAUCGUGUUUGGAGAUCGCUUCGACUACGAUAACAAACACUUCUCAUACCUUCUGAAAAUCCUCAAUGAACACUCCAUUCUCAUAGGGUCAGUUGCGGGACAGAUUUUCAAUUUAGCCCCCUUCAUAAAGCAUUUUCCUGGGCCGCAUCAGAAGGUCCUGCAGAACUUCACUGAGUUACUGGGUUUCAUCCGGGAUAAAAUAAAAGGACAUGAGGGAACUCUGGAUCCAGACAGCCCUCGAGACUUCAUUGAUGCCUACCUGCUGGAGAUCGAGAAACAAAAGUCCAACAAGGGCUCCACGUUUCAUGAGGAUAACUUGGUCAUGUCAGUACUUGACCUGUUUUUUGCUGGAACCGACACCACAGCAACCACCAUCAGAUGGGGACUCAUCUACUUGAUUCAAAACCCAGAUGUACAAGAGCGAUGUCAUGAGGAGAUUGUUGGUGUUCUGGGAUACGACCGUCUGCCCAGCAUGGAUGACCGUGAACGAUUACCGUAUACAUACGCCACUGUCCACGAGAUUCAGCGCUGUGCCAACAUUGUACCUUUUGGUGUAGUUCAUGAAACCACUCAGCCCACAAAACUACGAGGAUACGACAUUCCCCUGGAAACUACAAUCGUUACAAACCUAGCUUCAAUUUUCAGCCAUAAGGAGCACUGGAAGCAUCCAGACGCCUUUAAUCCGGAGAAUUUCUUGGAUGAAAAUGAGAACUUCUUCAAACCAGAGUCUUUCAUCCCCUUCUCACUCGGUCCGAGGGUCUGUCUCGGGGAGACUCUGGCGAGGACGGAGCUCUUCUUGUACAUCACCUGUCUCCUACAGAGGAUUCAUUUCUCCUGGCCGCCCGAGCCGCAGUCCAUCCACAUGGAUGGGAUGACCUCUGGUUCUCACUUUCCUCAGAGUUACAACAUCGUCUGCCGCAGCAGAGAUACCAAAGAGUGACCAUCCGUAACUCCAAACAUAUCACACAGAUAUCUUCAUAUAAUUUAAAUGAAAAUAAUGUUUAAUACUCCAUCUCUAUUCAAAAAUAUCAGCUCGCAUCCGCUCCACUUUCACUCAAAUGCCAUUCGUUGCAGUUUUGAGAAUUGAUCUGUUGGUGAAUGCAUUCUAAUUCUUAACGCAAUUAUAAAUGUAGACUAGAAAGCCAAUAAAGAAUGCUCCCCUUAUAAUCAAUGAAAAGCUCAAUCAUCUCAUUCCGUUAUGAAACUCGCUGCAUGAUUUUGAUCAGAGUAAUAAGAAAUAAUUUAUUUGCAAUUUUUUUUACCGCAUCGGAUGACACUGAUGCAUCUGAACAGUUGUGAACAGCACAAAUAUAUAUUUGUGUUUAUGCAAUUAAACUUUUUGUAUAAAUUUUACUUGUCAUUUUGACAAUUUUUGCUUUUGACUUUUUUUAAUGUAAUUGUUUAUUAUGAACUGUAUUUUAUUGUAAAAUAACAUUUUUACAUGGAUAUAUAGUUGUAUAUUUGUAUAGUGAAAUGUUUUCCACUACAAAUUAAAACUGACAUGCAGUUAAACAGAAUAAAGGAUUACAAAUCAA
Molecule: messenger RNA, 2123 nt
Organism: Puntigrus tetrazona (Sumatra barb)
Lineage: Eukaryota; Metazoa; Chordata; Actinopteri; Cypriniformes; Cyprinidae
Product: cytochrome P450 2B4-like
Exons: 9
Coding region: 32-1528 (498 amino acids)
Biological process (GO): xenobiotic metabolic process
Cellular component (GO): cytoplasm; intracellular membrane-bounded organelle
Molecular function (GO): oxidoreductase activity, acting on paired donors, with incorporation or reduction of molecular oxygen, reduced flavin or flavoprotein as one donor, and incorporation of one atom of oxygen; heme binding; iron ion binding
Source: RefSeq, a predicted model, not a curated record